UACCAAGGAUCUACUAAGGUUUCCCCGUGUUCACUCGAUCGAUCGAGGUUACGGUUGUUCGCGAUUGCGUUUGCCACUUGGCAAAGCUCUGUGCUGUAGCGCUCAAAGCCCUUCUUCAGCUUUCUGGAGGAGUUACAAUAUUAUGCUCAGCGCUAUGCUGAGUAUGAAGCAAUGCUAAUAAUGGGCAAAGGGCACAGGGCAUGCACUGGUUGACACCACGCUCAAACCACGCCUUGGAGCUUGAACUAAGCUUCAAGUAUGGUAUUAUUUAGACUAGUAGCGGCUGUUUCGAUUCUUAUGACUUACACUCAACGGACAACUUGAACACACUAAAUGUCCGACCCACAUCAGCUACCACGUUCCGGUAAUGUGCACCCACCCCGCUCGAGCUCGAUAUCUAGGGACGCGCAUAGUCACAGCACUUCAGCCAAUGUCAAUACUGCAACACCCCGUACCUCCCAAGGAGAAUCCUUGAGGAGGCCAGCAGCCCAUUCCGACACUAUCCAUCAAGCUGAUCACUAUAAUUCGACUCAACAAGACGCAGGGAAUCUCAUGGGGAAUACAAAUGUUUAUAAUCCCACAUUACCCCUGGCAGAGGAUCUGACAGGUCAGAUCUUUGGUACGAUAAACGGCUUUGUCGCUGGAGGUUCAUUCGGAAACGUUUACAAAUGUUGCAGUAAAAUCCUUCAGGUAUCACACCUCAGAGCAGGACUUAAGGAGAUUUCGACGAGAAGCCGCAAUCUGGGCACACCUCGUCCACGACAAUAUUGUCACACUUUAUGGAACGACAGAGGGGUUUGGGCCAACCACAGCCCUGGUCUCCCCGUGGUUUCCGGACGGCACGCUGCACCAUCUGAUCACGGAACAGGGUGCUACAUUGACCAUCAAGUCCAAAUUGAAGCUGCUUCACUGCAUAGCAUCCGGGCUCUACUAUCGUCCACUCGUUUCCUAUUGUUCACGGCGACAUCACAAGC
Suillus clintonianus is the source of this 974-nucleotide messenger RNA. RefSeq lists its product as uncharacterized. The transcript is spliced from 7 exons. The record is from RefSeq and is a predicted model, not a curated record. The annotation marks the transcript as partial. Lineage: Eukaryota; Fungi; Basidiomycota; Agaricomycetes; Boletales; Suillaceae.